Molecule: messenger RNA, 4073 nt
Organism: Ricinus communis (castor bean)
Lineage: Eukaryota; Viridiplantae; Streptophyta; Magnoliopsida; Malpighiales; Euphorbiaceae
Product: ABC transporter B family member 14
Exons: 10
Coding region: 226-4053 (1275 amino acids)
Biological process (GO): transmembrane transport
Cellular component (GO): membrane
Molecular function (GO): ABC-type transporter activity; ATP binding; ATP hydrolysis activity
Source: RefSeq, a predicted model, not a curated record
UCUCUUGCGACAUGAACGAAGACCAGUUCUGAGUUAGCUGGAUGCUACCAAGAGCUAGAUACCACUAUUUCAUUUUCAUAAAAUGGCAUAUGCCUUGUAAUAUGCUUUAAUUCUCAUUGUAUACUGAGAUUAUAGACGUGAGAUGUAGCAAACAGAAGUAGCUAGCAAGCAUAACUGCAACUGCACGACACAACCUAGAUUCCAGGUCCAUAGUUAUACGCAAAAAUGAUGCAGAUUCAAGCCCCUCGAGUGAUGAUGGAAGAAGUAGAAGAAAAGAAUAGUAGUAGGAGCAGUAGUAGUAACAAUAAUAAUAAUAUUAGCAAUAAUGAUGAGGUGGGAGAGGAGGAGAAGGAGAAGGAGAAGAUGAAGAUGGUGAAUGAAGUUUUGCCAUUUCACAAGCUCUUGAGUUAUGCAGAUGGAGUGGACUGGGCACUAAUGGCAUUAGGAACACUGGGUUCAGUAGUUCAUGGGUUGGCUCAACCUAUUGGAUAUCUUUUAUUGGGGAAAGCACUUGAUGCUUUUGGCAAUAACAUCGCUGACACUCAUGCCAUGGUUAAGGCACUUGACAAAGUUGUUCCAUACGUGUGGUACAUGGCUUUUGCAACUUUCCCAGCUGGAAUUCUAGAGGUUGGAUGCUGGAUGUAUGCAAGCGAAAGGCAAUUAGCACGAUUUCGAUUAGCAUUCCUGGAAGCAAUUAUCAACCAGGAGAUUGGAGCUUUUGAUACUGAUUUAACAAGUGGCAAAGUUAUCACUGGGGUUACCAAUCAUAUGAGUAUCAUACAAGAUGCAAUAGGGGAAAAGUUGGCCCAUUUUCUGUCGAGCUUUGCAACCUUUUUCUCUGGAAUCUUGAUUGCAGCCAUUUGCUCUUGGGAAGUGUCAUUGCUUACCCUGUUAGUUCUUCCUAUGAUUCUUGUCAUUGGAGCCACCUACACCAAGAAAAUGAACACUAUUUCAGCAGCUAAAAUGGUUUACCUUUCAGAAGCAACAGCCAUGGUUGAACAGACCAUAUCUCAAAUCAAGACAGUAUUUUCAUUUGUUGGAGAGAGCCAUGCAAUCAAGUCUUUUUCAGAGUGCAUGGCCAAGCAGCUUACUCUCAACAAGGGGGAAGCACUGAUAAAGGGAGUUGGAACAGGAAUGUUUCAAACUGUAACAUUUGUUUCUUGGGCACUGAUCAUAUGGAUUGGAGCCAUUGUAGUCACUGUACAGAAGUCAAAUGGAGGCGAAGUCAUUGCUGCAGUUAUGAGCAUUCUCUUUGGAGCUAUAUCACUCACUUAUGCUGCUCCGGACAUGCAAAUUUUCAAUCAGGCAAAAGCUGCAGGAACUGAAGUUUUCAAGGUGAUCAACAGGAAGCCACUCAUAAGACACAUAUCAACAGGAAGAACACUUAUUAAGGUUGAAGGAAACAUUGAAAUAAAAGAUGUAUACUUUGCUUACCCAUCUCGGCAGGACAAUUUGAUACUUAGAGGCCUUUCAUUGUCAAUCCCUGCUGGUAAAACCAUGGCAUUAGUUGGUAGCAGUGGGUGUGGAAAGAGCACAAUUAUUUCCCUAGUAGCAAGAUUCUAUGAUCCCUUGACAGGAGAUAUUCUCAUUGAUAACAACAACAUCAAGGAUCUCGAUUUGAGAUUUCUUCGUAGGAACAUUGGAUCAGUUUUCCAAGAACCAUCCCUUUUUGCUGGCAGUAUCAAGGAUAACUUGAAAGUAGGAAAUAUGGACGCCAGUGAUCAACAGAUGCAAGAUGCAGCAAUAGUGGCAAAUGCACACUCCUUCAUUUCACAACUUCCAAAUCAGUAUCUAACAGAGGUAGGCGAAAGAGGAGUCCAAUUAUCAGGAGGACAAAAGCAGAGAAUUGCCAUAGCAAGAGCCAUUCUUAAAAGUCCUCCCAUUCUUUUGCUUGAUGAGGCCACAAGUGCACUUGAUUCAGAAUCAGAGAAACUGGUUCAGUACGCCCUAGAUAGGGCUAUGGUAGGGAGGACAGUCAUCUUGAUUGCACAUAGGUUAUCUACCGUUGUAAACGCAGACAUGAUAGCAAUUGUGGAGAAUGGACAAGUUACAGAGACAGGAACACACAGCAGCUUGCUUGAUACCAACAAAUUCUACAACAACUUAUUUAGCUUGCAUAACAUCAGCACAAUUAGCAACUCAAGAAAUACAGCUUCUGAAGAUCAUCCAAUUAUCAAACAACUUGCACCUAAAUAUAAUGAAAACCACAACAGACCAAGUGAUUUAAGCAUGCAUAUGAGCCAGUCUCCAAAGCAAGAGGAGCAAAAAGACAUAAGAAAGUCGGCUAUAUUCUUCAGAAUCUGGUUUGGCUUGCAAAAGAAAGAGCUUUUAAGAACUGCCAUAGGCUCCUUUGCAGCUGCUUUCUCUGGCAUUUCAAAGCCAGUUUUUGGAUUCUUCAUUAUAACAGUGGGAGUAGCAUACUACAAAAAGGAUGCAAAGCGGCAAGUUGGAUUGUAUUCAAUAAUCUUUGCUCUGAUAGGACUGCUUUCACUGUUCACUCACACCUUGCAGCACUACUUUUUCGGAGUAGUAGGAGAGAAGGCCAUGAUAAACCUCAGACAAGCAUUAUAUUCAGGUGUACUACACAAUGAAAUAGCAUGGUUUGAGAAACCAGAGAACAGUGUUGGUUCACUUACUUCGCGGAUCAUUCAUGCCACUGCUAUGGUCAAAACAAUAAUUUCUGACCGCAUGUCUGUCAUUGUUCAAUGCAUCUCAUCCAUACUAAUAGCAACUGUUGUUAGCAUGGUUGUUAACUGGAGAAUGGGUCUGGUCGCUUGGGCAGUGAUGCCUUGUCAUUUCAUUGGGGGAUUGAUCCAGGCAAAGUCAGCCAAAGGUUUUUCACGUGACUCUGCUGCUGCACACUAUGAACUUGUUACACUUGCUUCUGAGUCGGCAGCCAACAUAAGAACCAUUGCGUCUUUUUGCCAUGAAGAGCACAUCCUCAAGAAAGCCAAAACAUGCCUGGAAAAGCCAAAGAAGAAGAGCAGGAAACAGAGCAUUAAGUUUGGGCUCAUUCAAGGUGUUUCCCUUUGUUUGUGGAAUAUAGCACAUGCUGUUGCUCUGUGGUACACAACACGUUUAGUCGAAAGACGUCAAGCAACCUUCGAAGAUGGCAUAAGAUCUUACCAGAUUUUCUCUCUCACAGUACCUUCAAUCACAGAAUUAUGGACAUUGAUCCCAACUGUCAUAUCUGCCAUUACUGUACUAACUCCAGCAUUUGAAACACUUGAUAGGGAAACCGAAAUUGAACCAGAUGCACCCAAAAGUUCCCAUCUCAAGAGAAUAAUGGGAAGAGUAGAACUUCAGAAUGUCAAAUUUUACUACCCACUAAGACCAGAAGUGACUGUUCUCAACAAUUUCAGUUUACAUAUUGAAGCUGGGCUAAGGGUGGCCCUUGUUGGGCCAAGUGGAGCUGGAAAGUCCUCAAUUUUGGCCCUUUUGCUCAGAUUCUACGAUCCUGGAGAAGGAACGGUGCUAAUUGAUGGAAAGGACAUCAGAGAAUACAAUUUAAGAUUGUUGAGGACACAAAUAGGGCUGGUGCAACAAGAGCCACUUCUCUUUAGUUCUUCAAUCAGAGAUAACAUUGCAUAUGGUCAUGAGGGAGCUUCAGAAGCAGAUAUUGUCAAGGUAUCAAUGGAAGCUAACAUUCAUGAGUUUAUAAGUAGCUUGCCUGAUGGAUACAAUACAGUUGUUGGGGAGAAGGGCUGUCAACUUUCAGGCGGACAGAAGCAACGGAUAGCGAUUGCUAGGACUCUACUAAAGAGGCCAGCAAUUUUGCUCCUGGAUGAAGCAACAAGUGCCCUUGACGCUGAGUCUGAAAGAUCCAUAGUGAGUGCCCUGGAAUCAAUAAAUCUGAACAGCAAAGAGAGCUCCUUGUACAGAUCCACACAGAUUACAGUCGCACACAGGCUGUCCAGCAUAAAAGAUUCAGAUAUAAUAGUUGUUAUGGAUAAAGGUAAGCUUGUGGAGAUGGGUUCUCAUUUAACUCUUACAAAAAUGUCUGAGGGCACGUAUUCCAGGUUGUACCACCUUCAGAACUUGACAGAAAAUUAGUGAAAUGUUCUUGAACCAUA